UCUGACCUGCCCGACAUGGAGGAUCAGAGGAGCCGCAGCUCGGGAGACCUUCUCAAGAGGGCGGCGACAGAAACGGGACUGCGGCUGCGCACGAGGGAGGGGCCAGAGAGCGGAGCUCCUCCCAGCGGCGACGGCCCGGGCCCAGUGCGCCUGCGCCGAGCGGCUCGAGUGCGCCUGCGCCGAGCGGCCCUGCGCGCAGUGAGCCUGUGGCGAGGGACGGAGAAGGAGCCGCCGAGGCCGAGUGUGGGCCGGAGCCGGAGACGAGGCGGAGCCGGGGCCGGAGCCAGAGCCGGAGGCGAGAGCAGGGAGGCGGCGGAGCAGGCCCCGGACGGAGCGCGGCGCGAGCGAGAGAGAAGGCGAGCGGCCGCGAGGGUGACCCGGGCGAGGCCGGCGGCCUGCCAGCCUGUCGGUCAGCCCCGGCCCCGACCCCUCGGUCCCCGCCGCCGCCGCCGCCCGGGCCUCGGGCUCCCCGGGCCCGGCGCCGCCCGGCCCCGGCCCCGGCGGACGAGCGAAGGCGCGAGUGAGCGCCGGCCUCCCGGCCCCCCGAGCCGGCCCGGCCGGAGGAUGACGGAGCUGCAGUCGGCGCUGCUCCUGCGGAGGCAGCUGGCAGAGCUCAACAAAAAUCCAGUGGAAGGCUUUUCAGCUGGUUUAAUAGAUGACAACGACCUGUACAGAUGGGAAGUCCUGAUCAUCGGUCCCCCGGACACUCUGUAUGAAGGGGGCGUUUUCAAAGCUCAUCUCACUUUCCCAAAAGACUAUCCCCUCAGACCACCAAAAAUGAAGUUCAUCACGGAAAUCUGGCACCCAAACGUUGACAAGAACGGCGACGUGUGCAUUUCCAUCCUCCACGAACCCGGGGAAGACAAGUACGGCUACGAGAAGCCGGAGGAGCGCUGGCUCCCCAUCCACACGGUGGAGACCAUCAUGAUUAGCGUCAUCUCUAUGCUGGCGGACCCCAAUGGAGACUCACCCGCCAAUGUGGACGCAGCCAAAGAAUGGAGGGAAGACCGAAACGGAGAGUUCAAAAGGAAAGUCGCCCGCUGCGUGAGGAAAAGCCAAGAGACAGCUUUUGAGUGACCUUCACCGAGCAGCUCGUAGAUUCACUUUUUCAGGGUCUUCACUUGGGAAACACGGCACUCUCCCCACCUAGCUGGAUUUAUGUCGUAACGAGUUGGCAAACACUGGCUGCAGCUGGGCUGCCACCGACCCCGCCAGUCGCCAGUGCUGACAAGAGCUUACCAAGUGCCAACCUCGAGACGAUGACGCAUUUUGGAUUCUGAUGAACUGCUUUAACCUUCAGGAAGAACUGUAAAGACGUGUACAUAGCCCAGCGCGAGCCGGAGAACACCUUGGCUGUCCACGCCCGCCCCCACCCGCGGUGUACCAAAUGACGCUCUCCUAGGUAGACUAAGAAUCGUGUACAUUCGACAGAUUUUAGCAGGUUUUCUUUCCCUCUUCGUUGUUUCUUUAUCAGUUUAAAGAGACUUCUUAAAGCAUGUCAGAUUAAACCAAUUAGGAGUAAACGUGUCCAUUUAAUUUUCCUUUAAACCAUUGAGGCUUCAUUAAACGCUUUCAUUUACUAGACUUGGGUACUUUCUUUGUUGGGAAACGCCUCCCGGGCUCCCGCCCGCCCGCUUCCGAUCGGGAGACUCCGACCCGCCUGAGGACCUGCCAGGGACGGCCAGCCCGCGGUGCUCUCCUCGGCACCCGAUCACGCACGUCUUCGAUCGGGUGUAGCAAUAAUCUCCCUGGCCGUCACGCGCCCGCUCUCCCGGGCCGGAGUCCGGAUCGGAACUGGCCCCAGGCCUUCGGGUCCGAGUGUGGCCGGCCCGAGCCCCCCCCCCCGCCCCGACAAGUUCCUGGCCGGCAAUGGAAGGCGCUGUGCUCCCCGGGCCCCCCGCUUCUCCCCCCGAUGUACAAAGAAAUGGCGAUGUAUAUUUUCAUGUAAUUUGAUUUUUGGAAUUGUCACCUUCUGUAGCGGGUUCUUCCGAAAUAUACUUUUUUCCAAUAACUGUCGCUCGUUGACUUUUCUGUACCGAAUAAAGCCCCCGCUCUGCAUCCCCGGGAAGGGCACUUUAGGGAAAUCUCAGGGCGACUCCUUAUGCAAACCGAAUACUUGAACCCCCGCGGGCGCGGGAGGCUGCCGGGGAGAGCCCGGGCGCCCAGCCGGCACAGAGCGGUUAUUGUCCACGCGCGCCCCUCCUGGGGGGGGCCGGAGCAGAGAAUCUUCUGGCAGAGCAGGGGUGAAGCCCCUUGGAACUUAGCCGGCCCCGCGGCUGCUACUGUGUCCCCACAGGGCCUCCUGGGAAGGUAAAGCGCGCGGUCCCAUUGGAGGGCCCAGAGCCUCCUGGAAGGGAAGAGGGCUGCGGCGGUGCGAAAGGAGCCCGAUGUCAGCUGUCAGUGUCGCGCCUCUCCGGGGGGCUCUUCUUGGCCCCCCCUGCCCUUCCCCCGCUCUGAGGAGGCCGGCCGCCCCCUGUGGUGCCCAGGGAGCCAUCGGGACUCGCGCCCUCCUGCGGUGGCCGGGGGCCGUCACCUGUGCCUUCUUUUCCAGUCGGACGCCGCGGAAGCCUUGGGGCAGCCUUCGCCUCCGCCCUCCCCGGGAGCGGGAGGCGACUUUCUCUUCUGCUCGGUGCCACAGACACGUGACCGGCAGGACUCUGGAACUGUGGGCUCUUUGUGACCCUCCCGGGCCCCGGGAUCUGGGGGGCACCCGCCCACCCUGGCGGGGCCGAGGGGGACCUGGCGGGCGCAGGAAUCCCGGGCAUUGGCCCCGAGCUUGGCGCGGCCCCCUGCGACGUUGGACUGGCUCGCUCGGCCUCUUGUUCCUGGUUGUGCGGCUCACUGAUUGUACCCUGCUGUGCGUUGUCGGAGGUUGACCGUUCUGUAAAGCGCUCUUGUCUGUCACUCAAUAAAGGAUGACUUCCA
Molecule: messenger RNA, 2925 nt
Organism: Antechinus flavipes (yellow-footed antechinus)
Lineage: Eukaryota; Metazoa; Chordata; Mammalia; Dasyuromorphia; Dasyuridae
Gene: UBE2G1
Product: ubiquitin conjugating enzyme E2 G1
Exons: 6
Coding region: 16-1077 (353 amino acids)
Biological process (GO): proteasome-mediated ubiquitin-dependent protein catabolic process; protein polyubiquitination
Molecular function (GO): ubiquitin conjugating enzyme activity
Source: RefSeq, a predicted model, not a curated record